AACAGGCGCUCACCCAGUAGACGGGAGUAGGGUUGCCUUUCGGGUAGGCGGCGCCAUUACCAGGGUCGUCGUCGUGCUGCGUGUGUGUUGUGUGCGUGUGUGUGCAUUACUGGAGAUCGGUGUGACUGCUGCGUUGUCAUAGCGUUGACAUAAGAAGACCGGGCAAGUCGUCGACGAACCUCGCAGCUUCGGCGCCCAGGAUUACCGCCGCCGCCAAGAUGUCGUCGUCGCCUUCGCAGCCCAACGGCGCGGCCACAAACGGCCGGGACAUGAUAGAGCAAAAGGGCCCCAACCACAUCGUUCGCAUUCGAAGUGACAGUGACAUCAACCUGGACGAUCUUUUUAAGGCUGUCAUGCAGCCCAGUGACAGGGUUCCGCUCAGUGUGCCCAUGCGGCUGCGGAACCUGCCUGCUUCGUUUUUCCAACAGCCCGAGCGCUCGAAGUCGGCCUCGCACAGCCGUGAAUCUAGUAGCGACGCCACUUUCUCGCCAUCGGCCAGCGAGGCCUCGGCGGCAGCUGCCGCGGCCGCGGCGGCCGCCGCUGCCGCUGCCCCGCCAUCGCUCCCCGUGAACCACCCGCGGGCGCACUCGUCGCCCGCCUCGCUACAGCAGAGCUACAAUGCGCCCAGCCCGCAGCAUCUGCGCCAGCAGAGCUACGACCUCGCCGACGAUCUGCCGCCCGGAUGGGAGAUGGCCAAGACGUCCACGGGGCAGCGCUACUUCCUCAACCACCUGACACAAACAACAACCUGGGAUGACCCUCGCAAGAAGUCUCCAAGCACAAAGCACCAUGCGACACCUCCACCACCACCACACACAGCUGCACCCCCACUAGGGCCAUUCAAGAACCUGGGCCCUCUUCCAGAUGGUUGGGAGCAGGCCACUACAGCUGAGGGAGAGGUGUAUUUUAUCAACCACAUUGAACGCACAACAAGCUGGUUCGACCCAAGGAUACCUGCCCAUGCUCAGAAACCUCUUCUGCAGAGCCAAGCCUCUCAGCUUCCUUGCCACCCACAGAGUCAGGGCUCCGGCAAUGCAGUGAACAGUGCAGGGCCUACCUCUCCAGACACAAUGAACUCUAUCUCGGCUGUAGUAGCUGCAACCAGUUCUCUGACCCUCCAGCAGCAGCGCCAGCAGAAGAUGCGCUUGCAACAACUGCAGUUGGAACGGGAGCGCCUCAAGCUUCGGCAGCAGGAGAUCCUACGCCAGACGGCAUUCCUUGGAAACUCCGCACGUAAUGAGAUGAUGCUGCGACGUACGCUGACAGAGGAGAUCCUCCCAAGCCCAACGUCCCCUACCGCAAGUGAUGUUGCAGGGGUGGGCCCUACGACAGACCCUUUCCUGGGUGGAGACUUCCACUCACGCCAGGAAAGUGCUGACAGUGGCCUUGGACUGGGCCCAAACUACUCGCUACCACAUACCCCAGAGGAUUUCCUCUCCAGUAUGGACGACAGCAUUGACGCUGGACUCAAUGAUGACCCCAAUCACCAGAACAGUGAACUGAGUUUAGAUGGCCUACAAGGCACGGGCAUUGACCUGGGGACUGAGAACAUGGACUCAGAUGAUCUUGUGCCCAGUUUACAGGAGGAGCUGCAGGGGGACCUUCUGUCAGACAUGGAGGCAUUGUUAACGUCCAGCAAGGACAGCGUGCUCACAUGGCUUUAGGACAGUGCCUGACAACCACUCUCCUUUGCCUCCCUUCUUUUUCUGCCAGCUUUCCACCAACUUCUUCCUCGGACUGUCUCCCUUCUGAGAAAAAGCAGACUGGUGCACUGCCAUUGAACUGGGAUUCCAGUGGGACAAGCCCAAGUCAAGUAGGCCAAGAAGCAUGAACACCCUCUCCAUGCCUUCCCGUACCUUGUGUUCCUAUUGGGGAACACUUGUAGGCUGUGCAGUUUUCACAUUUUAACCCCCAAGUUUGGGUGGCAAGCGAUCACUCCCUGUUCCAAUUAUGUGCAGGAUUCCAUGUGAGCCACUGCUGUCCACUAAAGUGCCUUACAUUAAUGAAUUUUAGAUGCACCCGUUAUUGAUGAGCAGUUUAUCUGAGGUUGAAUUUACAGAUACCUUUAAGCAUAUUGACAGGGACAAGUACCGUCCAUUCUUGAUGAUAACUUAGUCUGGAGAAAGUGCACAGUCACUGUAUCAUCAAGUGUAUUGUGUCACGUGAGCUGAACUUACUUUAGACCUGUGUGCCUUAUCAACACUGUGUGUGUAUUGUCUUUGCAGACGUGCAUGCUUGUGUGCCUUAUCGAAGUAAUGUCUACUAUACACAGCUUUUCCCAUUGUGGCAACACUAUAGUGUGUGAAAAUUUGCUUUCUGUGGCAGUAAGGCUGCCGUAUAUUACCAUAACUACUAAAUGUUUUCAUGCAUGAGAACCGUGUCUGCUCUUGCAUGGUGAUUUUUAAAGCCUUUAACUUUAAUGCCCGAGUUUACGCUUUGUCCCCUAGUGUUGUGACUUGGUGCAAAGGGAGGUUUCGGGAGGGUGUUCUGCAAUCGGCAAAAGGCAGCAAAAGUACUGCGCUCCAAUGCCCCUUCUCGAGAUAGAGGCAAGGCUUGCUCAAAGUGUUUGUCUACAUGGAGUGUGCCUUGUGCAGCCUUGACUCAGCUUGAAAAGCUGAGCGCAAGGCUUGCAGUCCACUUAUUGUGUGGCACUGUUAUUCUUGCACAUACCUUACGUGAUGGGGCAGCGUUGCUAGGAGCCACGAGUGACCUGCAUCAUCUUUUGAGGGUUUUAACAAACUAUUGUCUGUUGCUGUAUCAGGAAGUAUACCAUUGAUGUCGAGCAAUAACAAGGCCUUGUGCUGCACCCACUGGCUGCGUCUUGUCCCAUGGGGCGCACAUAUUGCACCUAUUUGUUCCUAUGUUGUUUAUCCUUGUUUUCUCCCUGCUCCUUUCUCUGUUCUCUUUUUUUGAAAGAGGAACUUGUAUAUUUGAGUUAGCUGCAUGACUGAGGUUGUCAGCGUCCAUUCCAUCCAUAAAUAGAGCUCCUCUCCCUUUGUGAAGCUGUCUGUGACUGAGGAGGGGCAAGGCUUGUUGCCAGAACCUAUGGUUAACACAGCAGCUUCUUGGUGCAUUGCACUGACUUCAAAGCUCACAUAAUGGCGGCAGCUUUUCAGUCUGCUUCUGACGUCGAGCACAGACGUUGUUUGAGGUUAACCGGCAUAGUGCCCAUCAUAUUUUUUUCUUUUUUCUUGAUCUUUUGAUUAUUCAGCUUAGUACGCAUAUUAUCUUUUUUUCUUUUUCUUGUUCUUCGAGCUGAGGUGCGACGUACGUAUGAAGUCAUGCCUUAUUAGUAGCUUCGUUUUUCUAUGCUUUUUAUCAGUCUUUAGCAGAGGAUAUGGUUUAUUUGGUACAUGUUUUUAGUAGCACUUAUAAGCGCUUAUUAUACCAGAAAAGUAAUACUUUACUUGCUUUGAAUUCAGCUUAUUUUCAUUUUGUCAAUUGUAACCCUUGAAGCUGGUGGAAAAAUUGCUAACCAUGGUUCUGCCAACAGUCUUGUUACCAGUCCAGCGAAUGUGCUUUUGUGUGCUGGGAGAAAAUGUUAUUUUUCAUGUGUGUAUGAGAAUCGUCUUUUCUUUUGUUACAUUGAGUUCAUCCACCAUGCGGCAACACAUGCAAGAGCAUCAGAAGCCUCAUGGCUGAAGUCUUGGAGCCUUGCAUACGUUACCACCUCUAUUGUUUCUUUUACACUUCGCUUACUGAUAUGGAAACUGAGAUGAGGGUUGUAAGCGACAGAAAAAAAAAAAAGAGGAGCCAUCACAAACUCCUGAAGACCUGAAAACCAUUUUUUUUUUUUUGUGAAUGUCAUGUAAAGGAUGCUUUUGAGUGCCAAACGUGUUUGAAGCACGUGCAAUGUAACGCAUCGUCAUGAGACGCAUUGUUUCGUUGUUUACUUCUUGUACACAUCUCUUUCGUCCCUUUUUUCACCCUUGUACAGAUGUUGUAGCUGCAUUUACACAGCCACGAUGGACCUUUGCUAAGUACGAGAAAUGAAGACAACCUAAGUGCCUUAAUCACUUGUGGCACUUCCGUGAUGGAAGCCACAAAACAGAAGAAAGAUUAAAAAAAGGGGCAUAAAAGAUGAAAUAGGCAAUUUCAGGCACAAAUGUCCAUGUCCUGUUCAAGCUCCACAAGCAUUAUCCAAGUAUAUUUUUACUUCUUACGUGCCUUCUAGCUAUGCAUAAACUCCUAAAAACUAGAAGUGCUGAAAUUAACGUGCUUAUCUGCUCUUGUUGUUCACUUUUUACUGAUUCUGUGACAUGUUAGGGUGAUCCCAAAUGCAAAGCAAUAGGUGAGAUGACAAUGCAAAGCUGCAACCAUGAAGCUUGCCUUUUUUUGUGUGUGUUUACAGUGCAACUUAAUGCCUGAAAGGAUACUAGUGCUGCAUAUGAGGUGCUGUUUUUGCUCCAACAAUCAUGCCUUGCAUGAUUUGCUUUUUGGCGAGCAAACAGACUAAAGCAAUGUGUUGAUCUUAACUUUUUUUUUUCCUUUUUUUCCUUUUUGUCUUUUUUUGUCUUUUUUUUUUGUCAGCGAAUUGUUAACUUCUGCGAAAUGACGAGGAAUGAAAGGGUCCUCCAUCAGUAUUAGCGCUUUUGUGGUUUUGGUGAUUCACUGACACUUGUCACAUUUCGGAUUGACGUGUCAUCUCAUUUAUGGUUGUGACUGAAGAAGUACAAAAAAAGAAAGGACUGCUGCUAUGUUCUAAGGAGCAACCUAAGGAAAAAGAGAAAAAAAUAAUAAUAAAGCUAGAAAAAUGUGAGUCACCAAAGAACAAGUAUUAUGCAAAAGUCUGCAUUUUGACUGCAGCAAGAAGUUGGAGUGGCAUUUCCUUCCUCGCAUAGCACAGUGGCGUAGCUUUUGUUGUUACAUUUUUUUUCCUUGUCCCCUUUUAUCUUAGACUGCCCAUUCUUGUCGCAAGGCAUGCAGUGCAGCUUCAAGGCCUUUUGCUGGCAAACACCAUGCCGACAAGAAUGUUUGGUGCAGUCUCAAGUUUGUGCAGCUAUUUUUUUUUUUUUUCCCUACUGCUUUUUACUGACUUUAUUGUGACUGGAAGAGAAAUGGAAUUGUUGAUUGUUUUUAGAUGUCACUCGAGGCGUGCCUUAUCCGACAAGUGCAAUUGAUCUUCUGAACUUGGCAGCAUUGUGAAGCCACAGUACAGAGCAGCUACCUCUGAAUCUGGAAGCAGACAUGAAUUGCAAAGUGUUUUGUCAAUGCUGGCUUGAAGUUUCACUGUACGACAGCUUUUGUUAACCGCAUUGCAGGAGACUUGUUGUGAUAUGCCCAUCCCUCCCUUUUUUAUGUAUAUUAUGUGUAUUUUAAAUCUCACUGGUUUUUGGGAAAGGAAAAAGAAAAGGUGAUCAGAAAUGUGCUCGCAGUCAAAAUUUUAACAUGUAUCUUUUUAAGUGAAUGAUGUAUAUAAAAAAGGCUUACUUAAUUGCUCCAAUAUUUGUCAUUGUUUGUAUUUUUUUUUCCUUAUGUUGGCUGUGAACCAUGUAAAUAAAUAAUUAAUGUUCAAAGAA
Messenger RNA from Dermacentor andersoni, 5519 nucleotides. Its product is annotated as transcriptional coactivator YAP1-like. The record is from RefSeq and is a predicted model, not a curated record. Gene Ontology annotation, cellular component: nucleus; cytoplasm. Gene Ontology annotation, molecular function: transcription coactivator activity; protein binding. Lineage: Eukaryota; Metazoa; Arthropoda; Arachnida; Ixodida; Ixodidae. Gene Ontology annotation, biological process: hippo signaling; positive regulation of transcription by RNA polymerase II.